This is a messenger RNA of Diuraphis noxia (Russian wheat aphid), 600 nucleotides long. It is a transcript of the gene mRpL53, whose product is annotated as mitochondrial ribosomal protein L53. NCBI's taxonomy places the organism in Eukaryota, Metazoa, Arthropoda, Insecta, Hemiptera, Aphididae. Gene Ontology annotation, cellular component: mitochondrial large ribosomal subunit. The record is from RefSeq and is a predicted model, not a curated record.
AGAAUUAAUUAGAUAGUAGAUAGUAGAUACUAGAUAGCAGACUAAACUACUAAAGUGUGAACUUUAGAGACGUAGAGUGCGGGCUGUGCAGCCGCUCCCUCAGGGAUUUUAUCGAUUAUUGUUCCAAAAAAACACGUACGGCUGCUACUCAUCGCUGGCCAUAGCAACUAUGUCUCUGCCAUUUUCCGGAUCGAAAUCAAAGUCGGCGGGCUUAGUGAGUGCAAUUAGAAAACAGACGUUGCUGUUAAACCUCAAGCCCGUAAAAAAAGUGUCUGUCAAGUUCGAUCCUUUUAGCCAAAAUGCUGCUACGGCCAGAAAUUUCAUGUACUAUUUACUAUCACCCAAAGUAUUAAAAACAAAUCCUCUUUGUUUGGUAAGAAACGAAGUUGUUAACGAUAGAAGUGAAUCAACAGUUGAUGUAUCUUUAGUGAAUGGUGAAUCAGUGUUAUUUAAAUGUGAAAACUUGACUGUCUUGGAAAUAUUUCAACAGUUUAACAAACAUAUAACUCCUUUAGCACCCAAAGAAGAACUGACUGAAACUCUAGUGACAAAGACUGAUAAGAAAAAAGGAGGAAAACGGUAAAAAUGGCCAAAAAAGAA